This is a messenger RNA of Olea europaea var. sylvestris, 4229 nucleotides long. RefSeq lists its product as uncharacterized. The coding region runs from base 30 to 3893 and encodes 1287 amino acids. NCBI's taxonomy places the organism in Eukaryota, Viridiplantae, Streptophyta, Magnoliopsida, Lamiales, Oleaceae. The record is from RefSeq and is a predicted model, not a curated record. Gene Ontology annotation, molecular function: protein binding. The transcript has 7 exons. Gene Ontology annotation, cellular component: exosome (RNase complex); nucleus.
AUAUAUAUUUUUGAUACUUGAAGAGAACUAUGGAGACGUGGCCUCCUCCUGAGCUUGAUAGCCAGUUGACCGCAAUAUCUAGACAAAAUAAUUCCGACAACAAAGAAACCGACAGAAGUGAUCAAGUUCGAUGUAAUGACAAGUUGCCGGAGUCCUUUUUGAACGAGAAACAUCUGGCAUCUUUGGGUUAUCAAAGCUUCUGGAAGAACUUGGGUGAGCUAGCAGUUCAGGGAAAUAGGAACAUGGAUGCAAAGUCAUUGCUGGACUUAGAGGAACUGCAAGAUAAGGAACUGGAGGAUGCACAGGAGCAUCGUCGCCAGUGCGAAGUUGAGGAAAGAAAUGCUCUUAAAGCUUAUAGAAAUGCCCAGAAGGCUUUGAUUGAAGCAACAGCGAGAUGCAAUUAUCUCUAUAGCAAAAGGGAACUUUAUUCUGCUCAUCUGCGAAAUCUGAUGAUGAAUAAUUCAAACCUAUUUUGGUCCUUCAGAUCUGAUGAUGAGAACGGAGCUGCAUUAAACUUUUCAAAUAAUAUACCUGAGCUUAAUAUGGAUGCGUUGCCCGCAUUAAGUAGUCAAGUGCGUAAUGCAAAUGAUGCUUCCAAUAAUGAUGGGAGUGACCUGAAUGUCCAUCCUGCCAAUGAUGAUACUCAAUUAUCUAAUCUGCACACGGAGAGAGAAAAAUUGCCAUCUGAGCCUUGCAGUGAGCCUGAUGGUAGUACGUCAGAGACUCACAAUAAAGAUGGUAUAGGAAGUGGUACGUGCUUCCCAUCUGACAAUUCUAGUUUAGAGACACGCAUAAAAGACAGUGAAGCAAAUGGUGUCUGCUCCCCAUCUAGUGAUUCAAGCAUGUCAGUUGACGAGAAUGAGGAUGCGCUUCAAUGUAGUAUCAAAUCUAGUAAAGACAAUCUAGAGGUGGGAAAGGACAUGAGCAGCGGUCAAGAAAUGCAACUAUCAUUUGAUAGCUCUCACGACUCUCUGCUUCUCGAAGCAUCAUUGAGGUCUCAACUUUUUGAAAGACUCAGAAAGAAAAGUCUGUCAAAGAAUAGGGAAUCUAGCCAGAGCAUGGUACCUGUUGAUAAAGGAAGAUCAGAAAAUGAUGGUGCUGGGAAAAAGAGGAAGAGAAGUGCUAGGGAGAAAUCUGAGACAAUUUUAGGGACUGUACUGUUGUCUGGUGCAAAUAAAGAUAGCCACUCUGAGCUGCAAGGUCAACAAUCAACAAUUUAUGUUGCUCUAUCUUCUCCUGUUGUGAAGAGUGUAAUCUGCCACCUGAUGGUUGCUGAGCCCAAAAGUUUUCAGAUGCUGACCAGAAGUCCAGAUUUAGCUAGUCUUCGUGUUAACGGUGGAAAUGACAGGACCCCUGUCCAUAAUAAAAGCAACCGAAGCAUAUUGUGUCAGGGUCCAGUUGAAGUGCCUACUAUGGAUAGCUGCUGUGGACAGAUUGGUUCUUAUUUUUGCAAUCUUGCUAUUGAUCCAUUUUGGCCACUUUGCAUGUAUGAACUCAGGGGGAAAUGCAACAAUGAUGAAUGCUCCUGGCAACAUGUUCAAGACUACUCUAUUAGCAAUACGAAGAAUGAUGCCUCUAAUAAACCUGAUCUUCAGGCUGGAUCACCAUCCUGGAGAGGACCACGUCUUGCUAAGUCUCUAAAAAAUCUUGUUUUGGCUCCUCCUACUUAUCUGGUUGGCUUGGAUGUGCUCAAAGCUGAUAUGCGGUAUAAUUCCGUUUUAUCUCGAGACAAUGGACAGUGCUGGAGAAAGUGUUUCAGUGCUUCCAUGGUUCUUUCGAGUCUGCUUCUAAUCGACUUGCCUUUCAAUGAGCCGUUCUUGCAUGGCACUGAAGCUCGUAUAGAAGUUCAUGGGGCUUGGAAUAGGCAAUCAUUUUAUUUUCACAGUAAAAAUGGUAAAAAGAGUAAAGUUGAUGGAUAUUUUGCUGAUAAUGACCAAUCCCUGGAAAUGGCGUUUCUUCAUCUAAAUCAGGAGGCUGACAAACAAAAGGGCCGUAUAGAGUCUCUUAAAGUGAUUGCUCGAGCUCUCGAGUCCAAUGCAACUUCCCCAGUCCUUUGGAUUAUUUAUUUACAGAUUUACUACUGCAAUCAGAAAACGAUUGGAAAGGAUGACUUAUUCCGUUGUGCAGUUGAACUCAACAAAAAUUCCUAUGAACUCUGGCUUAUGUACAUUAACAGUCGAGAACAGCUUAUUGAUAGGUUAGCUGCAUAUGAUGCUGUGCUCUCAGCCCUCUGCUGCCAUGUAUCUAAUUCUGACAGAGAUGUUAGGCAUGCCAGUGAAUGCAUCUUGGACAUUUUUGUUCAGAUGAUGAAUUGUUUGUGCAUGUCUGGGAAUGUUGAAAAAGCAGUUCAGAAAAUUUAUGAGCUCUUUCCUACUACCACGAAAUCAAACGAUUCUCUCAGUUUCUCUCUGACUGAUAUCACUGCCUGUUUCACUAUCAGUGAUGCAUGUAUCUUCUGGGUCUGUUGUGUGUUCUUAGUCAUAUACAAAAAAUUGCCCAAUUCUAUAGUACAGAGGAUUGAGUGUUGGAAAGAAAUUUCUGCCAUAGAGUGGCCUUCGAUUCACUUGACGUCUGAUGAGAAGCAGCAGGCAGCUUCAUUGAUGGAAUUAGCAGUAGACUCUCUAGCAUUGUGUAUGGAUGGUAAAUCCCUUCAAAGUGAAGCAACUCUUAGGGCUGCACAACUGUUUGCUAUCAACCACAUCAAGUGUGUUGAGGUGCUCGAAGGCUUAGAAUGUAGUAAAACCUUAUUAAAAAAUUACGCUAAAUUGUAUCCAUCAUGCCUUGAACUUGUUUUGAUGUUGGCUCGGGUAGAAAAUAAUAUUUGGAAUACGAGUUUUGUUGGGUUCGAAGAAGCUCUUAGUAACUGGCAGGAUGAAGCCCCUGGAAUUCAGUGUAUUUGGAAUCAGUAUGCCGAAUGCGCACUCCGAAAUGGAAUAUCGACUUUUGCUAAGGAACUAAUGGAUAGAUGGUUUGACUCUGUUUGGAAAGUAGGAUGUUCUCAAAAUAGAAUUCUUAAUGCGGUACAGGGUGGAAAUUCCCAGAAUGUCUGGCAACCUGCUUCGGUGUCAGAUCUGUGUACAUGGUUUUCUCAUCACGACCAGAUUGAUGUCAUGUUUGCGCUACUGAAUUUCUCUCUCUACAAAAUAUUUCAGAACGAUGAUACUGAAGCUCUCCUAGCCUUGGAGAGAGCUUUGAAAGCUGCUACUACUGCAGAGAAUUACAGUUACUGUGUGGGAGAGCAUGUCCACUUUUUGCUUACAAAUAGAACAUUACGUCAUAGAAAUGGUUGUAAUGGAGGUAUAUUAAAGAUUCUGAACGAUUAUCUAGAUGAUGCCCCGGCAUCUUCUGAACCAUUAUCUAGAGACUUCAUUCAGAAAAUUGAGAAACCAAGGUUGAGGCAAUUAAUUAGCAAAUUGUUGAGUCCUGUAUCAUCAGACUCUUCUCUUGUGAAUUUGGUUCUUGAAAUAUUGUACGGUCCAUCUCUCCUGCCUCAAAUGUUUGAUAAACUGACAGACCUGGUGGAUUUUGUUGAAUCCCUAAUGGAGAUUCUCCCGUCGAAUUAUCGGUUAGCGAUUUCUGUGUGCAAACUAUUAAGCACGAAUUCUGAUAAUGGUGGUAAUGUUGCUGUUUCUUUCUGGGCAAGUUCACUUGUUGUAAAUUCACUGUUUCAAGCUGUUCCUAUAGCUCCAGAGUCCGUGUGGGUGGAAGCAGCGAAUAUUUUGCAGAAUUUGGCAGAUUCUCGGACGAUCUGUGAGAGUUUCCUUAAUAGAGCUUUGUCUGUAUAUCCUUUUUCGAUCAACCUGUGGAGAUGCUAUCUCAACUUACCCAGACCUGGAGAAAAUGCAAAUGCCGUGAAAGCAGCAGCAAGAGAGAAGGGAAUUAUGCUCGAUUAAGAGCGAAGUAUUGGCCCUUGAGGAUGUUUCCUUGCCAUAUAACCAUAGCAAAUUUUGGGCGAGCUUUAGCUAGCAAUAGUUGUAGAUUUUGGUGCCGUGUAGGAAUCUCGUAAGGCAUACAUAUAUAGAUAGACAACCAAGUAGGUUUUAUCGGUGAGCCUUUGGAAUAUAUUUUUUUGAUACAGAUGUUUCUCUUGUUGAGAUGUACCAUCUUACUAUCGAAUUGAUAGUGUUUCAUUUCAUUCUCACUCAUUGUGUAAGAGCUUGGCUUACCAGAAAGUCAUUCAGCUAUAUACAUGCAUGGAAAAGUUUCUAAGAAUUGAGAAUUUCUGAUUU